AUGGCUGCGUUGAUGCAAUCGAACAACGAACCUGUCUCCAUCUCUGCGCCACUGCCCGGCUCGUCCGCUCCGAUCCUAUCGACCUCGUCGGAGUCGAUCGCCUUCUUCAAACAACCGAGGCCUGAUUCCAGCCUGACGUCUAUCGCCAGCGCCGGAUUGAACGUCUCUCGCUCAAGAGAAUUAUUACCGCCAAUGACGACCGCUAGUUCAGUUUCCGGUUCGAUGGACCGACCACUCGAACAGGAGAAAGGGUCAGAGCAGCACAAUUCACAAGUCGCGAGGGAGGCACUCGGCGCCAGCGAAAAGCAGCAGGAUAGCUCGGCGCCAGAUUGCAUACCUUUGUCCUCAGAUCAAAUGCAGGUAGAUUCGAAUCCAGCCCCGGGAAAUACGCCUGAUGCCUUCGGCACAGCCGAAAAUAACCCGACCCUGAUGACUACCUCAACAGUAGCCAGUCCUGGUCCAAUCGAGGACUCGGCCUCUCAUGAUGGAGAACAUCCUCGCCAUCGAGAGGGACUGUCUCAAGAACCAGGAACUAAGGCGUUUUCAUACCCAAUGCCCACAGCCAGCUUAAACGACCCGCGCCGUGGCCUGAGCCUACCCAAUUCUGGCUUUCACAAAGGCCAGCGGUCACCGUCGGCAAAGAAGCACCGUUGCCCUUAUUGCUCGACAGAAUUCACAAGGCAUCAUAAUCUCAAGAGCCACCUUCUCACCCAUAGCCAGGAGAAGCCUUAUGUUUGUCAGACCUGUCAAUCACGCUUUCGCCGACUUCAUGAUCUCAAGAGACAUACCAAAUUACACACCGGUGAACGGCCACACAUCUGUCCCAAAUGUGGGCGCAGGUUUGCUCGCGGGGACGCGUUAGCUCGCCACAACAAAGGCCAAGGGGGCUGCGCCGGUCGUCGUGCCAGUAUGGGAAGCUAUGCUCCUGAGGAUGAAUACGGCGACGCUGCAGCUGCCGGGGCGGCGGAUGACACCAUGGAUGGGCUUGUAUAUGCUGAACCGGAGCGUAUGGAUGAGGAAGAAGAACGGCGACUCAAUAUGCCUAGUAUCAAGAAGCACGAUUUACCAACAGAAUCGAUCUCUCGAGCUAAUACUGCGCCGAGUUACCCGUCGCGCCAGCCGAGCACGUAUCCCCCCAUCGCAUCCGGCAGACCAUCUCCAGGGGGUCUUUUUCCGCCACCUAGCCACGGCGGCUCAAGCGCGUCGACCUCGCCGAUUUCGCAGUCGGCCAACAUCGCGUUCCCACCCUCCGGUCAGCCAUCGGGCUCGUCUGUAUUCCCCACCAAUAUAACUGAAAGCCCAAAGCCACUUUCUCCCAAUGCUUUAUCGUCUCACCAACUCGGUCACAACCCGGAGAAUAAUGCCCAGCUGCACAGGGCUCAUUCGCCUGGUCUUUCUCAAUCUUUUCAGCAACAAGGGCAACAACCGUACAGCAGGGCUGGUCCCUCAGCGGCUCCAGGGCUGGGCCUUCCCCCUCCUCAAUCGUCUGCACCCCAGCUUCCCCCGCCUCCUGGCUUAAGCUCUUCUGACACCCGGUUUGCACUUCAUUCACAAGGAUCUGGCCCCCCGCCUGCCUCGACUGGCACCAAACAUACCCCUUCCCACAGUCAUUCAAGCAAUCACAGCGGGCCAUUGACCUCUAAACCAGGACCGGAAGCAGCUUUGAACAAUGGCAGUCAGCUGCCCGGCUCUCAUGAAGCCAUUUAUCUCGAUCAGAGUCGUGACAGGGAAGAAAAGCUCUGGGCAUAUAUUCGCUCUGUCCAUGAGGAGUUGAACGGUCUGAAAGCAGAAGUUGCUUCGCUAAGGGUACAAUUGGCGUCAGCCAAUGUUAAUGCAUUAGCAACCUCCAGCGUGCCGCCAUCUCAGCCAGAGUCUGGUAGUGUCACUGCUGGGCCACGCUGA
Messenger RNA from Aspergillus aculeatus ATCC 16872, 1902 nucleotides. Its product is annotated as C2H2 zinc finger protein. Bases 1 to 1902 code for a protein of 633 amino acids. Gene Ontology annotation, cellular component: nucleus. The record is from RefSeq and is a predicted model, not a curated record. The transcript has a single exon. NCBI's taxonomy places the organism in Eukaryota, Fungi, Ascomycota, Eurotiomycetes, Eurotiales, Aspergillaceae. Gene Ontology annotation, biological process: regulation of transcription by RNA polymerase II. Gene Ontology annotation, molecular function: RNA polymerase II cis-regulatory region sequence-specific DNA binding; DNA-binding transcription factor activity, RNA polymerase II-specific.